AUGACUGUCACAAACCAAAACACAGCGGCUUUGGCGCUGCCUGAUCCUUAUUACAUCUUCCGUGCCUUGACCGCUUUCGGCUUCUAUACACAAUGGAUUGUUAUGAUCAUGAAUGGCUCCUUCGUCGCCAUGGUUGUGACAAAUUGGCAUGGCGUCUUUCCAACUGGCACGCCGGUCAAAACGGCAUGGACCGGCAUUUGGCCUAUUGACUUCGUCCUUGGCCUUCUGGUUGUUUUCUUUGGUGCCGUCAAUAAUGUGGCUGAUUUGACCGAUCUGGGCCCCUUUCUUAUGCUGGUCGAUCUCGUAUUCACGCUCGUUGUCUUCAAUAUCAUGACACUCGUGGAAGACCGUCGAAAUAGAAAAACAGGACCCCUCCGCUUCCCUGCAGGCUGGCAAUUCCUUUGGAAUUGGUGUGGUGCAGCUUCGGUUCUGCCUAUCUACUCGCACUUGUAUCUCAGCAAGCGGUCCGCCGAGACCCCGAGUAUACCAGCACACCAGAGACAAGCGUUAGUUUUUACUGCUAUUUGGAGUAUAAUCAUAUCUUUCCCUGUGCUUGUGCCAUCCGUUCUCGGCGCCACUCCUUUUCAAGUUCAAGACGGGGUAGUCAUGUGGUUUUUUGCGCCUCUCACACUGGGCAUCUUUCAGGAUCUGUUCGGUCUCCUCGUCUCUAAGACGUCGUAUGGCGGGCUCAAGGACCCCAUUAGCGUCGCAUAUAGCAUCGUCGGUGCGUUCAGCGCCGUGGUGCACAUCGGUGUAGCCGUGUCGCCUUAUUUCUGCGGUCCAGAAGUGACAUGGAGCAGGAUUUACUGGCCCAACCACAGCGCACCUCAGCCCGGUAGUCCGUCAUUCAUGACAGAGGGCGCCAUGCUUUUUAUGCAAUAUGACCAUGUCGUCAUUUACCUCUGCGUUUUUGCCUUGGGAGCUUACAUGCUCGGUUUCGACAAGAUCACAUCUGCAAGCUCGCUGUCCGGGAAAAUGCAGGCCGGAUAUCCCAUUCUUGUCCUUACAGCGAUGACUGUCAUUACUGGUCCAGGCGCUGGACUUGCUUGGCUACUUUGUCAGAAGGAGAAAGAGUUAAGGGCUUGUGAGGAGGUGGGAGAUAUGGUGGAGAAAGCAUAG
Molecule: messenger RNA, 1119 nt
Organism: Truncatella angustata
Lineage: Eukaryota; Fungi; Ascomycota; Sordariomycetes; Amphisphaeriales; Sporocadaceae
Exons: 2
Coding region: 1-1119 (372 amino acids)
Source: RefSeq, a predicted model, not a curated record